AUGCUCCCAGAAGAACUUAAUAGACUCGAAUAAAUGAUGGAAAAUGGCUUCAGUUAGGAAAAAAUAUCCCAAAAUUCAGUUGGAUUUGGCCUUGGGUUAUAUAUGUCAAACACUUAUGCCCGAAAACUAACUUUCGAAAAUGAAAAGAAAUCUCUUUUUUUCGAUUCUGAAAAAGGCAAAGGUUUAAAAUGCUGGUUUUUUAUUGAAGAUAUGAAUAAUAUUGAAAAAAACAUUAAAAACGUUAAAAAAAUUCUAAUAGUUGAUGAUGAACCUUUCAAUGUUUUUGUACUUAAAGGCCUUUUUAAAACUCUUGGAUUAGAAAAGUAUGUAAUUGAAGCUUUUAAUGGUAAAUAAGCUAUUGAAUAAAUUAUUUAUUAAGCCAGUAUGAAAUGUAAAAGAAAUGAAGAAAAAGGGUAUAAAAUCGGAAUUAUUAUUAUGGAUGUUAAUAUGCCUGUUUUAGACGAUUGUUUAAAUGCUGGAAUGGAUGCAGUUUUGACAAAACCUUCUUAAAGAGAUAAUUUGAUUUCUGUAAUUGAAUAGUUUUAUUUAAAUUAAUGUUGA
Molecule: messenger RNA, 561 nt
Organism: Ichthyophthirius multifiliis
Lineage: Eukaryota; Ciliophora; Oligohymenophorea; Hymenostomatida
Product: response regulator receiver domain protein
Exons: 3
Biological process (GO): phosphorelay signal transduction system
Source: RefSeq, a predicted model, not a curated record